AUGUCCAAGCCCCAUCGAGAGCUUAAGACCAUGAGUCUCAUGUUAUAUGUCUCGACCCAUGGAAAGUCCAAGCCCAUAAAGUCGGGAAACGAGUCAGCUAGGAUCAAGGAUGCGGCAGCUACAAGAGAGAUGGGUUACUUGAUAGUUAUGCAAUUGGCAUCGCCUGCGGGUUCCUACAAUAACAAGGAUUUACUAUGUUGCGGCUGUCCGGGGACGAUGCCGAUUUUUUUUUAUUUAUUUAAUAGAUCGGCAAACGAGCAGACGGAUUACCUGAUGGUGUUUUCGAAAGUAAAGCAACCAAUAAAGGUGUAUGAACUGGAUGAGCGCGACGAUGGUACAGCGAUCCAAGAAAAUUUGGCUGCAAUAACUGGUUUCAGGACUGUACCUCAAGUGUUCAUCAAUGGCAACUGUGUGGGAGGAGGCACUGACGUCAAGGCCUUACAUGCUUCUGGCAAACUAGAGCCCAUGCUCAUUGGAUAA
Molecule: messenger RNA, 480 nt
Organism: Spodoptera exigua (beet armyworm)
Lineage: Eukaryota; Metazoa; Arthropoda; Insecta; Lepidoptera; Noctuidae
Source: the annotation of a GenBank genome assembly